AUGUUUACCGUCCCAAGAAACAUCAAAGACGGUCUAAAAGAGGCCACCACCACAAUCCUCGUAAGCAGCGUGAGGGCCCCCAGCGACCUCACCAGAGACACCCCCAUAGUCGAAGAUAUAAAAACCGUAUCAUCCUACAACUGGCUCGCAGAACAUGAAACCGACUAUAACGUUCCAACAAUCCAAGUACCCGGCGCCCCGCCAAUCCUACAUUUCCCAAAAGGCAAACCACCCAUAAAACUAGAAGCCGACACGGGACACCACUUCAUCGACCAAAACGCUUCAAGAAUGAAAGGUAACUCCGGUUUAAUCCCCGGUCUUGCCGCUUGUCAUGCGUAUAAAAGGGAUUUUAAAAUCACCGAUUACGAUGUCGUCACCGAUCGGAAUAACUUGAUCAAACUCUUUGAAUUGAUUGAGUUAUCUUUAGUCGGGACUAAAGACGCUGUAACACCUGCUACUUCUACACCGUGGCGGGCACCUUCUAUUGAAGCUGCUGCUGCUAGGAGGGAUAGAGGGGGUGGGGGGUGGAGGGGGAGAGGGAGAGGAAGAGGUGGUAAUCGUGGGGCUCAUCCUUUUUUUCAACAACUUGGUGCUAGACAGGGGAUGGGUAUAGAAAGUAUGGACAGACGAGCAGAGACUACUCGUAUCGAUAUCGAUGUCGUUUCAGGGUAUGAUAACGAUACAGGGAAAUACAUCUACGAUGAAAGUUCGCCGAACAAAACAUUGGUAAUGACGAGAUGGGAAGCUAAGAACGAAGAAGUAGUUAUUUCGCAAAUCGACUUUAGAGGAUUUGGACAUUCGUUUCUUACGGAGACGAGACAGUUUUUAUCGGUUGAGGAUGGGAGGGUUUUUCAGAAGGGGGCGAAUGAUGUUACGGGGUAUCAUUGUUUGGUGGAGUAUAGGUUGUUUGGGAUGAAGUUGUUGGUUAGGUAUCAUGCUGAUGCGUGUGAUAUGACGAAGGAGGAGUUUGUUAAGUGGAUUUCUCAGGAUGCAAUUCAUGACCUUGAGGGGUCUGAUACGCAGUCGGAGGGUAGUGAUGAAGAUGAGGAUGAUGAUCCUGAUCGAACGCUUUGUGAGUCGCCGACGACGGAUACUUUCGAUCUUUUGGAUGCGUUUAAAACGCUAUCCGUUAAGACGGAACGACCGAGUAACGAGAAGUUACUUUCGAAGCUCAAGUUGACAGCUUCUCAAAAUACCAACCCCGACGUCGUAAGCCUACCGAAAAUCCCCAUGGACAUAAUCCCAACCCCGAACGCCGUCUUCCCCGGAGAAAAAAUCCUUCAAGUGAAAACCCGGGGUAAACACACAGGUCUCAACCGUGAAAGGUUACAUACACAACUAUUUUUCAGUCAAACUCGAAACGUAUUCGUGGCAUAUCACACCCGAGGUGUCUUCUCAGAAAGAGAGACAUCGAAAGAAGAUAUCACCGCAGGACUGUCGAAAUGGGCGGAUGAUAAUAAAGAAUUAUUGAAGAGAUUAACUUCGAUAUUCCGACAAGUUAAGGAAACGGUUGGAGGGAUGGGAGGGAAAGGAGCGAUUGGGUUUGUUUUGAGGAAGAAGGCUAGUGAUGAUCCCGUUGUUAUUGAUAUUCAAGGCAGAGACGACUGA
Molecule: messenger RNA, 1608 nt
Organism: Orbilia oligospora ATCC 24927
Lineage: Eukaryota; Fungi; Ascomycota; Orbiliomycetes; Orbiliales; Orbiliaceae
Exons: 3
Coding region: 1-1608 (535 amino acids)
Source: RefSeq, a predicted model, not a curated record